Molecule: messenger RNA, 729 nt
Organism: Fomitopsis serialis
Lineage: Eukaryota; Fungi; Basidiomycota; Agaricomycetes; Polyporales; Fomitopsidaceae
Exons: 7
Coding region: 229-660 (143 amino acids)
Source: RefSeq, a predicted model, not a curated record
GUUGGUAUGCUCUUGUUGGGAUUCGUGACGCCCGCAAUAACCGGAGUAAGCGCUUGCUACUUCUACUCAUCUUGGGACAGCCGCCUGACGAUACGAUGACUCAGUUCGCCUUAGCAUCUGUUGCUCGCCCCUACGUGGCUCCGGAAGACUCGGGGCUACGAUGGUGUGUCUCGACAUCAAGUUCAACCCAAGCCACCCUAUCACAAGCCACCCUGUAUCAGAGGUAGUAUGAUGGGUGCUCGCGCAUCGUCCAUCGUCUUCGACGGCCUUGUCCUCGCGUUCACAUGGAUGAAGACGAGACAACCCAGCCUGCCUACUCGCAUAACGAAAAAUUACAGUGUGUCGACAAUUCUUCUACGCGAUACAUUCUUGUAUUUUAGUGCCCUGUUCACUGUGCAUGUUAUUGGCCUCGCAAUCGGCCGUCUUCAAAGGUGGUACGAGAUCACGGAGGUGUGGAUCCUAGCAUUUACAUCUGUCAUCCUUUCACGCCUACUCUUCAAUCUCCGCGAGACAACCGAAACCGGAAUCAACAGUUCUGACCAUGGGGGCGCGGCACCAUUGACGUUCAGCUCCAUACUGUUCGCGAGCGUCUUGAAAACAGGUCCGAGUCAUGAAUCCGAAUUGUCGCCUGACGGGGAGGCCGAGGUGGACGAUUGUUGACGCGGACGUCGAUGGUAUUACCGUACAGAGUGACUGGAGCUACAAGCACAGAGGCAUCUAGGAUUGCAU